UCGAUUGGAUCUAUUUGGGAAAGUGCAACUAGGCAUUGUGAGUGCAUCAACAUCAUCCGUCAGUGGAAAAGUGCAAGUGAUGACCACAUUCCCUAGUGAUCCGCAUCAUCAUUGGGAGAGUGCUAAUGGUCAUAUGGAACCACCCUUCCCGCCGGAGGUAUCGCCGUUUACACCGAUUUGGGGACAGGAAAAUCCCUCGCCGAUGGUGCAUUAUCCUGAACUGAUGGCCGCCGGAUUUCCGUGUGCAGAUUUAGCCAUUUGGCCCCGCCAGCAGGUGGGCAGUUUCGUGAGCCAGCGACUAUCACCUCGAGGUGCCCAGCCUUCUUCCAGUCACUCAUCCUCAAAGAAAACACGCCGUCGGGUAGCAUCGAUGGCACAACGACGGGCUGCCAACAUUCGCGAGCGACGGAGAAUGUUCAACUUGAACGAAGCAUUCGACAAGUUGCGAAGAAAGGUUCCAACAUUUGCCUACGAGAAGCGCCUUUCGCGCAUCGAAACCCUACGUUUGGCAAUUACCUACAUUGGUUUCAUGUCGGAGUUGCUGAAUGGGACACCUACGCAUGACGGCCGCUCGCCAGAAUUGUAUCCGAAUCUUGUUCACCCGCACCACGCCAAUCAUAUUCAUCCCCCGUUUCAUCAGAGGGAAUACAUUUCACCCUACGCCACCCAUACUGGUUGAUGGUUUGGC
Messenger RNA from Ochlerotatus camptorhynchus, 688 nucleotides. Its product is annotated as protein Fer3-like. NCBI's taxonomy places the organism in Eukaryota, Metazoa, Arthropoda, Insecta, Diptera, Culicidae. The record is from RefSeq and is a predicted model, not a curated record. The transcript has 4 exons. The coding region runs from base 80 to 679 and encodes 199 amino acids. Gene Ontology annotation, molecular function: DNA-binding transcription factor activity, RNA polymerase II-specific; RNA polymerase II transcription regulatory region sequence-specific DNA binding; protein dimerization activity. Gene Ontology annotation, biological process: regulation of transcription by RNA polymerase II; developmental process.